GAGAUUGACUGACUAUACGACAAAUAGAUAGGAAGGGAGGAGCCAGGUUGCCAAGGUGAAUGUAGACUACUGUCUACUCUACGGUAUAAUCCAGACCUCAUUACUAAACACGACACCGCGCUCAUGAUUGCCGCACAUCGUUCAUUAAAGGCGAUACCAAGAAACCAGAGGAAAUUAGCGUGAAACGGACGAGUAGCAUUACUCACUUAAAUUGCGGUCAAGGCAACAUAAAAUACUUCAUGAAAUCUGUAUUUACUUUAUUGUUAAAUAAACCCGAAACACCUUGGUUUACCGAUUUCCUUGCUGUCAUAAACUGUGCGCUCAGCUGACAUUUCAAUGGAACGGAGCGAGUCGUGUUUCUGAUCCAUCAGGAAGACGUCCUGGCAACAAAGCGUGACAUUGAGAGUCCUCUGGAGUUCUGAGGUGCCAGAACCCAUCAGAACCCAUAGUCUGGGGAUCAGGGUGCCAGAGGGGGGACGUGGAACCGCUCAGAACUCCGCAGGAGUGUACGGAACCCCUGGGCCUGGCCCUGUGUCCUGGAGGAGGCCGCUGAGGGACGGACCGGGGGCAUCACGUGGCACUGCUCUGCCUGACUCCCACCCAGACCUCACCCCUCAGAGGGCCCUCUCAGCCUGCCUGCUGGGGAGAAGAGCAGGCCUUCAAUCUCAGUGGGAAGGAGGAGCAGUGCUCUGUGUUUAUUUGUGUUUUCAUUAAGCUGUGUUUUUUCAGGAUACCUGGACAGUGGAUGUGAUUUAGACAAUGAGUUUUGCAGUGAGACUGCAGGGAGAAUGUAGAUGACCUUGUUUUACCUGUAAAGAACCAUAGGACAUCUGAUCUGCAGUGACCAGCAGGCUGGAAAACAACUGAUCACACCUGGCCUUUGGACUACAGAAGCGCCUCUGAGACAGUACUGUUGGUGUGGGUGUUGUUGUGUGGGUAUGAAGACACUGGACAGCCGGUCAUUUUAACAGGGAUCAUGUACACUGUCAUCAGGGCUGAUCUGAGACAUCAGCUGUCACACUGAUAUAAGAUGACUAAAAAUCAACAGAAGACUACACAUUCAACCAAACUCCUCUGGAGACUGGAGCCCUGUUUUCCCGUCUCCUCAGUGACAGUCAGUGCUAUUUGAUUUAACGUAUCUCCAGUCCAGUUGGCUCCUCAUUUAACGCACCUCGGUAGUGCCAAGUCAACUAGUUUCUCAUCACCAUGGUGAUGUCCCAGGGCACAUACACCUUCCUGGCCUGUUUUGCUGGGUUCUGGCUGGUGUGGGCUCUCAUCGUCAUGCUGUGCUGCUUCUGCAGCUUCAUCCAGCGCCAUCUGAAGAAGAGGAGGGAGGAGAGGCUGAGGGAGCAGUGUCUGAGGGCCUUGGAGAUGGAGCCAUUGGAGUGCCUGGGCCCAGAGGGGUUAGGAAGGGAACCCCCCACCAGAGAGCCCCUCCAUUUCUGCCCCCCACAUUUCUCCCCCCCACUCUCCCCUCCGCUGCACAUUCUUCACUCCCUCCCACAGGGCAGCUGGGUCUCCCCUCAAGAGACGGACGUGUUUGGAAAGCCCCCCUGCUAUGAGGAGGCUGUUCUGAUGGAGGACCCCCCUCCUCCCUACUGUGAGGUGCUGGCUGACAGCCGGGGGGGCACCAACACCAAGCCCUCCUCCCGGACCUCCAGGCUGGAGCAGCAGGAGACUGAGACCUCCAAGACUCCUCCGGUCACAGUGUUCUCAGAGAGGGGCUACUCCUCCCUGAUCCGCCUGCCCACUGCCCGACGCUGGGACUCCCUGGGGCACCUGCUGUCUACCAUGGACCUCAACCACAACACCCUCCCCAUGGAGCCCCUCUCCCUGCAGGCCCAGGCCACCACUACCAUGCCCCGCGAGGGCCGGACUCACACACAGCCAGAGCUGGGGCUGAGAAGUAUCCAGGGGCUCAGGCGGCUAGAGCAGAGCUGUGGCCUGCCCACGUCCUUCCCUCUGCCGGGUCGCAGCACGGCCGUGUAAGCCUGAAUAAUCCUCCUGGAGGUGGGGGUGAGGCUGAAGCUAAGGACGCUGGGUUGAGGUGGAGAGGCGUUGGGUUGGGUUUGAGGAGGGGCGUCUGGUUUGUAGAGUUGGACUGAUGGCGGGGGUAGAGGAGGGAAAACACCUUUUAGACACCCAGCAGCCAGAGGUAUUGUUCUCUGCUUUCUUCUGUGCAGUGAGAUGAGGACAACUUUUCUAAAGAUGACAUAUCUGCCUUCCUCUCAUCAUCCCUCUUUUAUCUUGCUUUGUCUCCCUCCAUAUCUGUCUCGCUCUAUUCUCUCUCUCUGGCUGUGUUGAUCUCUCUAUUCUCCAUGGCGUCGCAGCCUGAUGCAGAGCAGCUAUUACACCGAGGGUACAAAACAUUUGGAACAUCUUCCUAAUAUUGAGUUGCAACCCUUGCAACCCUUUUUGUCCUCAGAACAGCCUCAAUUCAUCAGGGCAUUGACUCUUCAAGGUAUCGAAAGCAUCCACAGGGAUGCUGGCCCAUGUUGACUCCAAUGCUUCCCACCCUUGUGUCAAGUUGUCUGGAUGUCCUUUGGGUGGUGGACCAUUCUUGAUACACACUGGAAACUGUUGAGCGUAAAAGAAUCCAGCAGUGUUGCAGUUCUUGACAUACUUAAACCCAUGCGCCUGGUACUUACUGUUCUACCAUACCCCGUUCAAAGGCACUUAAAACUCUUGUCUUGCCCAUUCACCCUCUGAAUGGCACACACACAAUCCAUGUCUCAAUGCAUAAAAAUCCCAAUGGUGGAAAAAGUACCCAAAUGUUAUACUUGAGUAAAGGUAAAGAUACUUUAAUAGAAAAUGACUCAAGUAAAAGUGAAAGUCACCCAGUAAAAUACUACUUGAGUAAAAGUCUAAAAGUAUUUGGUUUUAAAUAUACUUAAGUAUCAAAAGUAAAAGUAUAAAUAGUUUCAAAUGUCCAGACUGCAUCAUUUUCUUGUUUUUUAAAUUUACAGAUAGCAUGCUCCAACACUCAGACAUUAUUUACAAACAACGCAUGUGUUUAGUGAGUCCGCAGUAGGGAUGACCAGGGAUGUUCUCUUGAUAAGUGUGUGAAUUGGACCAUUUCCCUGUCCUUCUGAGCAUUCGAAAUGUAACUUUUGGGUGUCAGGGAAAAUGUAUGGAGUAAAAAGUACAUAAUUUUCUUUCUUUCUUUCUAGUAAAAGUUGUCAAAAAUAUAAAUAGUAAAGUACAGAUACCCAAAACAAAUACUUAAGUAAAAAUACUUGAAAGUACUACUCAAGUACUUUACACCACUGAAAAAUCAUUCCUCCCCUUUAUCUACACAGAUUGAAGUGGAUUUAAUAAGUGACAUCAAUAAGUGAUCAUAGCUUUCACCUAGAUUCAUCUGGUCAGUCUGUCAUGGAAAGGUGUUCCUAAUGUUUUGUGCGCUCAGUAUAUGAGUCUGCUGUUGCCAUGGCUCCCUGGAACGGUCUGUUGCCCAUGAUGCCUUGGCCCCCUAGCGACUCCAGGUAGAAAGACCUCUAGUAGCUCUGUGUUGCUCCUGUUGUAUAACAUUAACAGUGAAGGACCAAGAGAUUUGCUGCAUUCAGUAGCUAUCGCCCUGCUCUGAGGAUUGCGAUGUGCAAUGGAAACAUUGUUUUGAAUUGAAAAAGCUCUUCUCCAUCAUUACUGUCAUAUCUUCAAGAUGUUCUGGAACUAUGUGGACUAUGAAUAUCAAUUUAAUAAACCACAGCUGGGGAUUGUUGCUCCUCGGUGUACGUGUGUGUGUGUGUGUGUGCGUGCGUGCGUGCAUGUAUGUGUGCGUGUAUGUAUGUGUGCGCGUGUGUGUAUAUGCGUGUGUGUGUGUAUGUGGUCUAGCUCCUAAAUCAUUAGUCCAAUCAAGUACAAAGGGAGACAGCAGCCUUUUUCCAGCAGGAAUAAGUUCCCUCUAUCCGAAGAAUUGAAACCCUUGUAUAAAUAAUUCAUAGCGCUAAUCAUAAGAUUUCCUUUCUCUCCCUCUCUGGGUUGUAAAUUACUUCCUAAUGGUUGCAAUCUGUCCAUCAGUGAAGCGUUUCAUCGAGAUUGUAAAUCCAUUUCUCUCUUUCUCUCCCUCUCCAUCUCAAGCUACUCAUCAGGCUAGAUGUGACUGUGAAACACUCCUUCACAUUGCCAUGCGGGUGCUACAGUACAUACAGCAGACACCAUUACAGAAAUUUUAAACAGUCAUGGUAGCAAGGCAAACCCAUCACCAUGCAGCAAUUGCAGACACAAGAUUUUCUUUCCUUAUUUCCUCAAAUAUUAUUUAGCUAUUCAUGGCUUUCGCUCUCUCGCUAUUUCAUAAUAUCUGACCCCUUCUCUCGGCACCACUGGUGUUGUCAAUGACAUUCAGACAGCUCCUAUUCGUUGAGCUUUGGAAAACACUUAUCGCUAGUCAUUUCCAUCUCGCUGAGUCUGAUGAAGAACCCUAGCCGAGUGCUGAAGCAUAAGUGUUAAAUCUAAUAAUUCCCAUUAAGGAAUGUAUAAUUAGCGUACACCCUGCUUUCUUUUGUCACUCACAACCAAUUAUAUCUUGGGAAUAUUUUUUCUGUUUUCAAACAUUUUUUCACAGCUAGUGUGAUUAAGCGCUGAAUUCAAUCCGUGGAGCUCAUGAUCAGCGUUACAGCAUGAUUACAUUUAAAGGCAAUGUUCCCCGUCAGCGAAGACUGCAUUCACAGUAAACCCUGCAUAUGUCGGCUUAAUCUGAAAUGAUGUUCAUAUUUUUAUCACGCAGUCGUGCCCCAGAUGGUUUUGCAGGGGAAAAAUCUAUCUGAAAAAUCAUGAGGGAAAAUUAGUGAGAUAUGAACAAUAGUGCGUUGAUUGCAUCAAGGCCAAAGUAUUUCCUUCUUCUGAAUCCAUCCAAUACGGACCCCAUUUACUACCCUUCUCAGCCUAUGAGGAACCAUGUUACCCAGCAAGAUCCGCCUCUUUGUUAUUAGCUGUUAUGUAACCCAAUUCAAUCACAUUAUGUAACCACUGAAAUUAAUGCAUUAUUUGAUGGGCUUACCUGGCAGCACCCUUGAGAUGCUUGGACAAAUUAGGAAGCUUGUCAGCUUGGUUCGGUCCUCAAGGACGCUCGAGUUAGGGAAUUGGAUUGGAGAUCUUCAAUCCAAGGAACACCACCAUUACAGUAUGGGGCACAGCAGGUUAUACAAAUGUGCAGGUAGGAAACAUACAGUACCCAACAGAAGGAGAGAGAUGGAGAGACUGGAGGGGGAGAGAGAGAAAAAUGGGUGAGAGGAGAAAGAGCAUGAGAGAAAGCUACUUGAGGCCAGUCCUGUAAAUAGAGAAUGUUAUUACUGAGAGGUAAAAAAAAAGUAUUGCAGUUUGAAGUGAGGGACAAUAGGGGAAUGUCAAAGAGCACUUAUUUAUAUAUUAAGGUAGUUGUGGUUAUCUUGAAACCUAAAAUUUAGGCAGUCCCAUUAAGUUUAUUCCAGAUGCUGCUUUUUGUGGGUUUUUUUUUUUACAGUAUACAAUUGCAUUUAGACAAUCAUUUUGAGAGUUUAGGAGUUUUCCUUUUUUGGAACAACCAAUUUAAUCUGAUUAUCAUGGCCCCUGAAUGUACAGAUUCAUGAUAUAAGUAUAACUGAAAAUGAACACAAUUUAAUUUGAGGUGUUUCUAUCCAUGCUUGAAUGUAGAAGUAAAUGUUAAAUAUUAUUUUGCCAAAUGUUUUGUCUGUUUAGAUCACACAUCAUGUCAUAUAGAGUCUUCUUGAUUGAUUGACAAUUGCUUCUGAGCUGUCAUGCCUGGA
Oncorhynchus keta (chum salmon) is the source of this 5741-nucleotide messenger RNA. RefSeq names its product proline-rich protein 7-like. The coding region runs from base 1207 to 1989 and encodes 260 amino acids. The transcript is spliced from 3 exons. NCBI's taxonomy places the organism in Eukaryota, Metazoa, Chordata, Actinopteri, Salmoniformes, Salmonidae. The record is from RefSeq and is a predicted model, not a curated record.